Molecule: messenger RNA, 4329 nt
Organism: Closterium sp. NIES-65
Lineage: Eukaryota; Viridiplantae; Streptophyta; Zygnematophyceae; Desmidiales; Closteriaceae
Source: the annotation of a GenBank genome assembly
AUGGCGGCGGGCGGUGCAGGAUCCUCGGAUCGGCCGGUUCCCCGCGAGGAUUCUCCUCCGGACGGCGGCGAUGGCGGCGGAGCUUUACACGGCGGCGGCAGCGGCGACGGCGCGGAGUCGGGCGCGCCCGAUUACAUCCGCCUGACGGCGGCGCACGCCGGGGAGGACAGCGGCGGGGUGGACGAGGGCGACCCCGCGGACUCCCCCGAUCGGCGCGCGGCGGGCGGCGGGGAGGAAGAGGAGGACGAAGGCGAGGGCGCAGGCAUGGCGUACCACGAGGGGCGCGGGGGAGGCGGGGAUUGGGAGGGCGUGGCUGCGGGGGAGCUGGAGUCGCAUGAACCGGACCGCGACGACCGGCACCGCGCGCGUGGCGCUGCUGCGGGGGGAGGCGGAACCGGCGGAGACUAUGGCGGGGAUCACGGGGAGGCGGAGGUGGAGGAUGGUUACUACGGGGGAGAUGUUGGUGGAGAUCGAUGGGGGCCGGGGGCGGAGGCGGAAGGAGGCGGCGAGCAGGAAGGGGAGGGGGAAGACAGGUGGGCGGAGCAGGGGGAGGCGGACGACAAUGAUCAGGUUAUGGGGGGAGACGCGGACGAUGAUGGCGGUGGCGCUGAGGGAAGCGGGGGCGGGGGAGCGGGCGGGGGGGAUGUGAUCGAGGGGGGAAUGGACGGGGAGGACGGGGGAGAGGAAGGGGAGGUGGUGGGCGGAGGGGAGGAGGACGAUGGGGGCGUGGACGAGGAGAGAGACGCGCGACGGGAGGGGGGAAUGCGCGCGGCGAGAGGGGGAAGGGGGAGCGAAGCGGGAGAGAGCAGCGGGGAGGAGGAAGCGGGGGUGGCGCAAGGGGAGGAAGAGGCGGAGCAAGGCAGGUGGGGGGAAAGGGAGAGAGCGGCGGGAGGGGAGGGGGAGGAGGCGGAGGGGGAGGAUGAAUCAGACGAUGACCGGGACUGGGUAGGAGAGGAGGAGGAAGAGGACGGGUCCGAUGGAGGGGGGGAGGGCGAAGAGGAAGGAAAGGAGGUGGAGCUCGAGGAGGGGGACGAGGGUGAGAGCGAGGGGUACGAGGAAGGAGAGGCGUACGGGGGAGGGGAAGGCGAGGGGGAGGAGGAUGACGAGGUACAAGAGGUGGAGGGGAGGGGCGGAGGUGAGGAGGAGGAAGAAGACGAUGAAGAGGAGGGAGGUGGCGAAGGGGAGGCGGAGGAAGGCGAGGAGGAGCAGUGGGGUGGGCACGGGGGGUGUUAUGUUGUAUCAGGGGACAGGGAGGGCGCGAGGGGGCGAGCGAGCAGGCAACCCGUGCAUAUUGACCUGGAUGAUGAUGAUGAGGAGGGGGAGGGGGAGGAGGGAGAGGGCGGACAGCGAGCGGAGGGUGUGUGUGAUGGGGUGAGGGAAGUGAGUGUGAGAAGGAUGGAGCCCGGCGAGGAGGAAGGGGAGGACGAGGAAGAGGAGAGUGCAGGAGAGGGGGCAGGGCAGGGAGGGGCAGAAGGCGUGGAGGCAGCAGGGGGAAUGGGCGGAGAUGACGGCAUGGAGGUGGAUGGAGCAUGGGGCAGUGACGUGGGGGAUGCGGAGGGGGCAGGGUUCGAGGAGUUUCUGGGGGAGAUGGCGAGGGGGAGUGGCGGAGAUGGGGAGGGGGAGGCACAAGGGGGAGACGAGGCAGGGAUGGUACGCACGGUUGGGGAAGGAGCAGCAGCGGUGGAGGAGUUGGAGGGUGUGGAGGGCGGUGGUGAGGAUGGGUGGGGUGGUGACGAGCAGAUGGCAGCAUGGGAUGGUGCAGCAGGUGGGGGCGAGGCACUAGUGCUGGCCGAAGCGGCAGUGCCAGUAACGCCUGUGGCAGCAGCGGCAGUCGCAGCAGUGCAAGUGGCGGCACGUGGUGGUGAUGAGUCUGCUGCUCUCACUGCUGCUGCUUCCCUGGCGCCAGGUGAAACCCUGGAAGAGGGCGUCAAAGCAGGUGCCACUGGUGCCGGGGGCGCACCUGACUCAGUCACUGCUGAUGCCCACGGUUUUCCAGGCAAGCCUCCUGCCCUUGUGGCAGCAGCAGGAGAAUCAGGAGCAGCAGCAGCAGAAGGAGCAGGAGCAUCAGCAGCAGAGGCAGAGGCGAGUCUCUCUGGUCUGCAGGUGCGGUGGCGAGGCCACAGGGGCGCCCCAUUGCAGCAGGCAGGGGGGGCAGUGGUGGCAGGGGCGGGAGCAGUGCCAUGCAGGUGGAGCGAGCGCAGCCGGACAGCAGCAGCCGUGCUGGCAGGGCUGGCACCACAGACUGCAGGGGCGAGGGGCAGGGAGCGUCUGGAGUGGGGAGGCGAGGGGCGUGCUGGUGUGGUGGGUGGGUGGCGCGGGAGGAGGCAGCAGCUGGCCCUGGGGUCGUGUGCCGUGCCCCUGCUGCCCCUGUCCGGUGGGGAGGAGGAGGGUGAGGACGAGGAGGAUGGGAGAGUAGGGGCGCUGGCACUGAUGGGCGAGUGGAGGGGUGGUGAGGUGCUUGGUGUAAGGGGAGGAGGUGGGGUGGUGGGGAAGAGGAGGAGAGCGGAGGAGGAGAGGGUGGAGGAGGAGGAAGAGGAGGAGGAGGCGUUUGAUUGGAGGGAGUGGGAUGGGAUGCGGUGCACGUACAAGUGCAGGAACAUGGUGAAGGCGGAGUUCAUGGCUCACACGGCGCAUGUGGAGAAGCAGCUUGCAGAUCUCACACGCACCCACCACCAAACUGCAGCUGCCCUCACUGCAGCUGCACCAGAGGAGCAGUGUGCGCGGCUGCAGCAGCAGGUGGCAUCGUUGGAGCGAGAGGCGGUGGCGGUGAGGGAGAGCGGUAAGGAGAGGGAGGAGCAGAGGAGGCGCGCGGCAGAGAGGGCGGAGGAGAGUAUUCGAGUGCAGAUGAAGCGCUGCCACGAGCUCGAGCUGCAAGUGCUGAACCUCACGAAGCGGAGCACAGAGGCAGAGGCGAAAGCAGCAGCAGCAGAGGCGCGGGCGGCAGCAGCGGAGGCAAGGCAGGCGAGGGCGGAGGAGGAGGUGCGCGCGGUGCAGGCGGCACGGGAACGGGAGGUGGCGGGUGUGCGAGCACACACAGAGGGGGAGAUAGCGCGACUGGAGGCUGAGGUGCGCAUGGGAGUGAGUCGCAUGGAGGCGAUGGGGGUGGAGAUGGAGUCACUGGAGGACGAAGCAGACGCUCUCAGGGCGCAGCAUGCAGAGGCGGUGAGGGAGGCGGCGGAUGUGAGGUGUGAGUUGGAGCGCGUGAGGGGCGAGGGCGCGCUGGGGAAGUCGACCUCGGCUGUGGAGGCCAAUGCGCUGCUGGCCCGCCUGCGAGAGGACAACCGCCUCCUGCUGGAGCAGGUGAGCAAGGCGGAGAGGCAGCAGGAGGGGCGGCAGCGGUGGCACGUGUUGCAGCAGGAGGUGCUGGUGGAGCGAGCGAGGGCGGAUGCAGCAGAGGCGGCAGCAGCAGCAGCGGCAGACAUGGCAGUGCAGCUCAGGCGCGCCCAGCGCGACCUGCAGCGCUGGCGCGCCCUGCUGCACUCGCCUGCCCUUCACCUCGCCGCCUCUGUCCUGGUUCCUCAUGGGACCAGGGGGACUAAGCCGGAGGGCGCAGAGGAGGCACAGGCAGGAGUGGCUGUGGCGGGGCACGGAGAAGAUGAGGGAGCAGGGCGUGGGGGUGGUGGUGGCGAAGGGACGGUGGAAGGCAAGGAAUACGGGCCUGAAGAUGUGGUUGCUGCCAUUGGGAAGGUGCAGAGUGCGGCUCUGUGUGCAAUGGCAGAGGCGGGCGAGGCAGCAGCGCAGGUGGUGCCGCUGAGAGCAGCGGUGGCAGCAGCAGAGAGGGCAGCACAGGAGGCAAGGGCGGGGGAGAGCGAUGCGAGGCGGCAGGUGGUGCAGUUGCAGGGGCAGCUGGAUGGCAAGGACUCUGAGAUGGCAGUGGUGGUGCGGGAGAGGGACUCCCUGCGCUGCAUGCUGCAGUCAUACGACGAGGAGGAGCAGGUGGUAGCGCACUGGCUACAAGAACCUGUGGCACCUGCCAUGCCUCUUGUGCCGCAUGCUGCCGCUGCUGGCACUGCCGAUGGUGACGGUGCUGGUGCAGGGAGAGUGGACGGGAGGUUGGUGACAGUGACAGUGCCUGGGGUUGCGGAGGGGGGAAGGGUCCUUGCGGUGCCCACAGCACCGCAUGCUGCAAAGAAGAGGCGCCUUGAGGAGGUGGAGCGGGCGCUGCAUGUGGAGAGGGGCGAGGUGCAGAGCAGGGAGGUGGCGCUACGGGGAGUGGCAGCGGAGAGGGACCGACUGCAGCAGGAGGUGGAGCGCUUGAAGGGAGAGGUGGAGAGGGAGGUGGAGAAGAGAAGGGCCGCCGAGGCAGAGCUGCAGGCGCAUGGGCGGUAG